GUUACUCACUUUUUAACUUGACGCAGUUUGGCUGGGUCACGCUGCAAACCAGCCGGAUGUUUUGUGUCGCCAGUAUGUGAUGGGAACAUUUGCUCAUCUUUUUUUGCACAAAGCUAAUCGUGCGGCUCCAGCGGCGGCCCUGACCAGGUCUGACUGGCUUCAGAGUUGCAGCAGUGAUGUUUUGGCUUUCCACAGAAGUAGUGAUUUGAAUGAGACAUGCAUCAGACGCACUAAGAGCUGGCACCAAUGAGUCGAGCUUUGUGAGAGGGCAGCAGGCGGCCCUGUGUGCUGGAUGUCUGUGACAGAUCCAUGGGCCACAAGGACCAUGUGGAGGAAGGAGCAGGCCACAUCCUGGAUUUGGGGCUGGAUUUGGAGUAUCUCCACGUAGCAGGGGCUGACCGGCAGGCUGGCGGCGCUGACGGGGCCUCUGCUAUGGAGGAGCAGGGGGAGAGCUCCGGUAACAGCAGCACUGCCAAUUCCCCUCCACCGGCCGUGGCGGAGGAAAAUACCGGGUCUGAUGCAGAGUGUGAGCCGGCACUGUCUUCCAGUGCCACUCUCGCUGCUGGCCCCGACCCGGAUGAAAGAGAGGGAGGGUUAACUCACAGUAAGAACACCCACCAGCCGCUUUGUCGGACCCAGUGUGUGGACUUGGGCACUGAAGGUCCUCCUGAGCCGCCAUCUGAAGUCCCAUCAGAGUUUGAACACGACAAUCUUGCCCGGUCCUCACCCAGCUCCCCAUGUAAGUACCCACCCGAGCCUCCACCCAAUUCCUCCACAUCGGACCCAGCAUCCGAGGCUGGCGGGAAGGAAUACCAGGCUAAGCUGGAGUUUGCCUUGAAGCUGGGCUACUCUGAGGAGACUGUGCGACUGGUGCUUUCUAAGCUUGGCCCCGACACCCUCAUCAAUGACAUACUGGGAGAGCUGGUUAAACUGGGCACCAAGUCAGACAGCGAGGCGCCGACUGGAUCAUUAGCCUCUACCUCAUCUACUUCAUCCUCCUCUUCCUCUUGUGGCUGUUCUGAUUUACUGGAUGGCCAGAGGUCGGACUCACCCUGUCCUUCAGACUCUCUGUGUGACCAGGACAACCUGCGGCCAGUUGUGGUGGAUGGCAGUAAUGUAGCCAUGAGCCAUGGCAACAAGGAAGUGUUUUCCUGCCAGGGCAUCCAGCUGGCUGUAGACUGGUUCCUGGAGCGAGGCCAUCAUGACAUCACAGUGUUUGUGCCUGCGUGGAGGAAAGAGCAGUCCCGCCCUGAUGCCCCUAUAACAGAUCAGGAGAUCUUGCGUCGCCUAGAGAAGGAAAAGAUCCUGGUCUUCACUCCGUCGCGGCGUGUCCAAGGCCGGCGAGUGGUUUGCUAUGACGACCGCUUCAUUGUCAAACUGGCCUAUGAGUCAGACGGCAUCAUUGUCUCCAAUGAUAACUACCGAGACCUGGCUAAUGAGAAACCAGAGUGGAAGAAGUUCAUCGAUGAGCGGCUGCUCAUGUACUCCUUUGUCAAUGACAAAUUCAUGCCCCCAGAUGACCCUCUUGGUCGUCAUGGCCCCAGCUUAGACAACUUCCUGAGAAAAAGACCUGUCAUGCCUGAGCAGAAGAAACAGCCUUGCCCAUAUGGAAAGAAGUGCACUUACGGCCACAAGUGUAAGUACUACCACCCAGAAAGAGGUGCUCAGCCUCAGCGUGCUGUUGCUGAUGAGCUGCGUGCUAGUGCCAAGACCUGUGUAACCACAAAAAACCAGGGGGACACCGGGCUGGUGAAGAGCCACAGUGUGCCAGCUGGCAGCAUCGAGGCAAAGAAAGGCGCCCAGAAAAGGCAGUCAGACCCUAGCAUCCGAGCUUUGUCGUACAGCGAUGCUGAGGAGAAGCUGCUGGCAAAAGGGAGGGUGGAAAGCCAGAAGAACAGUAUGUGUGGCGGCAGCAGUAGUGGUAGUUGCAGUGGAAGCAUCACCAUGUCCCCAGCCCCAGGAGGCGGCCCUCCAUCCGGUCUUAGCUUUCCUCAGGAGCAACAGCCGAGAGCAGCGACUCCUCACAGUCUACCUGCCCCCAGCCACGACCUUUACCCGCACUGUGAGUCUCCAGACUUGAGCUAUUACUCAGUAACACGUGCCUACUCUGGCCUGAGCCUUUCCUCCAGGCGGAGCCCAGACUGCCGCUUCCCCAAUGACACAGACCUGCGGAUAGGCUCAAUGGGCUCAGCAGGCUCCGAAUGCAGCAGUGAAAGCAGCGUGAGUUGCAGCAGCAGCUGUGACUCCUACAGUGAGAGGCCGUGUCCUGGAUGCCACCCAGACACCUUACUGGAAGACACCGUCCAUUUUGCUAAUCCCCACAGCCGGCUGUAUCCCCAUCAUGCCGCUUCAAACCAUGAACUUUGUAGCCUUCAUUCUGCAGAUUAUGGAAAUAUCCAACACAGCCACACGUCUAAUACGGGAGCACACAACUACCACCUGAUUGUGGCACGUGGGCAGAGCUGUGCUCACGAUCAGCCUCCGCCAGAGGCUCCCCCAAAGCGCCCUCUCUACCCCUUGCCCCCUCAUCUCCAGCACCAGCCGCUAGCUGCACGCUCUAGCUGCCCAGGCGACUACCACUCUCUGCCUCAGUCCAACCCUCACCCUCCUGGCUCUCCUCUUGGCAGCUGCCUGGCCCCCACACGAGCAGAGAGUGUGUCAGAUUCACAUUUGUAUGAACACCUCUCCACAUCACGCCAUCACCACCGUACAAAAGCUUUGCCCAGCUGGGACACGUACUACAGACAAGCUCCAUUGCCGCCCUCCAGGUAUGAGCCGUCCGCCUAUCAAAGCCUGCCAGACACUCGCCAGUCAUCUUGGCAUCCGUGGGCUCAGGACGGCUACGCCCAGCACCACUCCUCGCAUCCAGCUCUCCACCCAUCCCCAACACAUUACUUAAACCACCCACCGCCUCCAGCCCGCUCUCCUCACACGCCUCAUCCAACCAGCACUCCUCUCCAGCCCUACCAGCCUCACAGCGCUCACCUUACAGUGCCCUCCCACGCUCCUCCCUCUUACAUGUCGCAGCACCCGGAAUCCCCUGCACACAGCCGGUACGGGGACGUGAGGGAGAAAGUCUACAUGAACCUGUGUAACAUCUUCCCCUCGGAGCUGGUGAGCCGGGUGAUGGCCAGGAGCCCCCACGUCACAGACCCCCAGCAGCUGGCAGCUGCCAUCCUUGCAGAGAAAGCCCAAACAGGCUACUGAAGGAAGAAAGAAAGAAAGAAAGAAAGAAAGAAAGAAAGAAAGAAAAUGUAUCUCCCAUAAGAAAACAGCAGUUAUGUUGUCUGUCAUCAGCAGAGCAAACUGGAAUUUGCCUUUGCAACAUUUGAAAGUGGAAUUUUAAAUACUGGAAUGCUUUUGGAUUGUCUGCAAAGAAAGCCUUUUAACAUUAAGACAAUGCAUAAGUUUCAAGGAAAUAAAAUGCUGAAGAUAAUCCAGCUCUGGUCACUGUGCAGCGGCAACUAAAUCAACUCAACUUUAAGAAGUGUGGAGAGAGCGAGUCAUUUGACAAAAUCUAUGACUGACACAAAGUGCAACUUGUGGAUAUUGGUCUAGAUUGCCCAAUUAUUCGCUUUUAUUUAUUUAGUAGCUGAUUAUAUGCAUCUUUCACAUGCAGGACUUGUUAUGCAUAAAAUUCUCAAGAGGCACUUUUUGUGGUUUUACAGCCAAAUCAUAACCUAGUGAGUCGGUAUUGCAUACAUAAAUACCUUGACAUGAAGGAUUAUUUAAUAAUUUCCACCACCUUUAUGGCCAGAUUCUGAUUUGUAUGGACCACACACACACACACACACACACUGUGUGCUUUGUACACUGUACUUACUGUCUGACCUGAGAAUUUCCUUUCUUGCAUGUUUAAAGCACCAGAUGGAUAGGAUUUUCUACUUCAUAACUAUAAAGAAAGUGUCACAGUUAAGUAUUCAGUCUUAAUUCCUGAUAUUUCCAUGCCAUUUUCUUAAUUUUUAUGUGGCAAAUCCCCAUCUGGUACACCGUUAUCACAUGACCGUUUCAAACUACUAUUUGAAUGAGGUCUGUCUAUUAUCUUAAUCUCCUUGUGUGUGUUGUGCGGCCAUUUGUGGGGGGGGGGUUCCAUGUUGAUAAGAGAUGGUGUCCGAAAGAUAGUCGUCUUAUUUGAGAUGACAUCAGUAUUUUGGUCAGAGUUGUAGCUGUAGAGAUGGGUGACCCUGUCGUGUGUACCUUAGUUUUAGUAAGGGACAUCUCUCUCUCUCUUUCUAUCUCUCUCUCUCUCUCUCUCUCUCUGGACCCUUUGAUUUGGGUCAACUCUGGUAUCUGCUACAGACAGAACAUCUGGACAUCAGUAAAUCAAACAUGUAUGUAUUGUAAAUAUAUUUAACAGAUUUCCCUGCUGUUCUACUGGCUAACAGAGUCUACUGUUGUCUGUAGCAGAUCCCAGCUGAAUCCAUGCUAGACGGAGAAAAACCUUGUUUGAUACAAAUUGUAUCAUUAACUAAGUCGCUGAUGUUAUAUACAGUACAUGGACUUGUUGAUCUGUAUUUAUCAAACACUCUUGAUGUAUUGCUAUAUGAUGAAGUGCAUUGACAACAGUUAUGUUCCAAUCGAGAUGUUCCAACUUUUAAUCUUGUGGAAAUUGCUUUGAGACAAUUAUUUCACAUGUUAGGAAACAAAAGGAGUCGUCUGCCUACUAUGUUUAGGCAUCACAACUUCCUUCUCUGCGCUUUUGGGUUUGAAGCUGGCUUAUUUUUUACAGGAGCUCCAAUUAAAUCAUGUGUAAGAAAUAUGCUUUGGUUUACUGGUUUGAAAACAGAAGUGAAUUAAGUCUGUUUUUUCACGGUCAGGUUGGGGUCAGUUAAUUUUAAGCUUUCUUUUAGCUUUUUUAUUAAGUCAGGAGGUGGAUUUCCUUAAGCUAACAUUACACAACGUUAUGCUUGAAAUAACAGAGAAUUGAUGUUUUAUCAGUAAUUACUCUAAUGUUUCAAUUAAAUCAUAAAUUGAGUUGUAAGACCCCAACCAUGUUUAAUAGGUAAAGUUUUGUAUUUGGGUCAGUCCAAUAUCCCAUGGCGGCCAUUUUGAAUGUCUCUACCAAAGCUCUUCUUGGAGUAUCUGCAAACGUAUCAUUUUUGCUUCAACAAAAAGAUGAGGUCUUCAUAGAACCAUGAGUUAUCCAGUCAGUAAAGACAUCUCGAGAACAACUGCUUAGCAGGAAGUUUAGCUAGCUAACCUACUAGCCCUUUUCAAACAAAUGUGUUAUAUGAUGUGUGAUAUUUUAAGACAUAUUUAAAUGUCUAUGGCCACAGUGCAUUACAUAGGGGUAUGUUGAAAUAAAAUGCUUAUAAAUGAAGAAAAUGUCUUCACAAACAGGAGAAUUAUUACUCCUGAGGCUACCUGAGCACUUACUAAGCAAUUUUUUUUUACAACAUUUUGUUGUAUUUCACACCUGACCUGUUCAGGAUAUAACCUGCCUAUGGCCUGUCGUAUGCUGGGAUACUCCAAAAUGAAUUCAGACAUACGUUGCACUUUUAUUAGGAUGUUAAAUAUUCCGCAGCAUUAGCCUAUCUAUGACUAUGCUAGAUUGCUGUAUUUAAACCUAGCCCUGUGGCCAGAAUAGGAUGAUAGCUGACUGUUUAUUGAUCUGGGUUCUUGAGACUAUUUUGUGUAAAUAAUUAAUAAUUCCUGUUGUCACUUUCUAACUGGUUAGCAGCAGGACAUAGCUUGGUUGUACCGGAUCACGUUGAGUCCUACCAAAGCGUAACGCAAGUUCAAAAUGGCCACCAAGGAAUUAAAGUCUGCAGAGUGAGCUCGUCAUACAGUUCAUCACAAGCCAGCUACGUAAAGCCCACUGGUUUCUUUCCUGUCCAACGUGUCACAUUGUACAAAUAGUGAAUAAUUGUACAAUAACACGUGAGUGAGAACCUUUGUGUGUAUUGAAGAAGCGCCUUCUCUCUGGCCUCCUGGCACUGUGUGUCAGUGUAGCACCUGAGCGUGGGCCCAAAGUAAUGCCUCUUCAUGGCAUUGUGCUUAUGACACAUCCAAUACUCUGAACUAUGUUCAGCUAACUGUUAUGCAUGUUUUGAUUUGUUUUGGUUUCUGCAUGUUUCCUUGUCUUUCAUUUGUGUACAUAGAUGUGUUUCUUUCCUAGACGUUUGUCUUGCUGUUACUGUGACAUGAUGCUAGCUGUUGAGAUGCCUCUAGGCUUACUUAUACACAACCUGGCUUGUUUUUCUGCUCAUUAAUGUUUUAUUUCAUAAAUCUCUUGACAUACAAUAUAAAGUCAAGUGGGAAUGCCAUCUUGUUUUCUAUUAAGUUUGACAUUUACUCCAAAGGAUUAGGAAGCUUGUUUUGGAAUGCAUCCCACUUUCCUUCAACAUUGUUUGCUUUGGAAGUGCCCUCAGCCAUAGAUGAUGAUAAUGGAAACCAUCAUGAUAAACUGACUUUUGUGCUGUAAAUAAUACAAUGCCACAACACUCUUACAGAAUAAAAACCCUCUGUUUCAAAUUAUAUUUACAUUUAGCCAGUAUAACAACAGUGUAACUAAUUGAUUAUUGUAACAUUUUCAACUGUAACUGUGAUUGUUCAUUAAAGAGUACUGCUAUAAAA
Micropterus dolomieu (smallmouth bass) is the source of this 6576-nucleotide messenger RNA. RefSeq names its product probable ribonuclease ZC3H12C. Bases 310 to 3207 code for a protein of 965 amino acids. The transcript has 7 exons. Gene Ontology annotation, cellular component: nucleus; cytoplasmic ribonucleoprotein granule. The record is from RefSeq and is a predicted model, not a curated record. Gene Ontology annotation, molecular function: metal ion binding; RNA endonuclease activity; mRNA binding. NCBI's taxonomy places the organism in Eukaryota, Metazoa, Chordata, Actinopteri, Centrarchiformes, Centrarchidae.